GUGUGUGAGAGAGAGAGAGAGAGAGAGAGACAGAUGCAGGCAGCUGAGAGAGCAGUGAUGAUGAUGAUGAUGAUGAGAACGAGGAGGAGGAGCAUCCUCGGGAAUAAAUUGUGGUCCAGAUGUUGCAAGUGGAUCCAGACUCGUUAGGACCACUUCACGCCCCUUGAGGAGCUCACAGAAGGAUGUGAAGCAGAUUUGCUUUGGUCGCUUUGGAGGCCGAAGCAAACUCAGCACAGGGAGUUCUAGACUAGAUAGGACAGCUCUAAUCUGAGGGGCCGGUGCUGGAUCAAGUAUUUAUCCUCUCAACUCGCUCCCAGAUCUUGGUCCCUAUUAAAGUCAAUACAUAAUCCCUCAUUUCGGUUCUGGACCCGACCGUGGUAAGUGAAAUUUUGUUCGAUUUUAUUCAAUUAAGUUCGAUUCCUUAUUUAUGAAUCAAAUAUUUUCAAAGUUAAAGCAUAGAAAACAUGCUCACGACGUUCUAAAUAUGUGUAUUAACAUUUAUAGAGCCCUCUAGACAUGGAAUAACACCCCUAUAGCCACCUUUACACUACUAUUACCCAAUAUAGUCGACAUAGAAGACAUAGAAAAGAUGUUUAUGACCUUCUAAAUAUGUGUAUUAACAUCUAUAGAGCCCUUUAGACAUGAAAUAACACCCCUACAGCCACCUUUACACUACUAUUACCCAAUAUAGUCGACAUAGAAGACAUAGAAAAGAUGUUCAUGACCUUCUAAAUAUGUGUAUUAAUAUUUAUAGAGCCCUCUAGACAUGAAAUAACACCCCUAUAGCCACCUUUACACUACUAUUACCCAAUAUAGUCGACAUAGAAGACAUAGAAAAGAUGUUCAUGACCUUCUAAAUAUGUGUAUUAACAUUUAUAGAGCCCUCUAGACAUGAAAUAACACCCCUAUAGCCACCUUUACACUACUAUUACCCAAUAUAGUCGACAUAGAAGACAUAGAAAUGAUGUUUAUGACCUUCUAAAUAUGUGUAUUAACAUCUAUAGAGCCCUUUAGACAUGAAAUAACACCCCUACAGCCACCUUUACACUACUAUUACCCAAUAUAGUCGACAUAGAAGACAUAGAAAAGAUGUUCAUGACCUUCUAAAUAUGUGUAUUAACAUUUAUAGAGCCCUCUAGACAUGAAAUAACACCCCUAUAGCCACCUUUACACUACUAUUACCCAAUAUAGUCGACAUAGAAGACAUAGAAAAGAUGUUUAUGACCUUCUAAAUAUGUGUAUUAACAUCUAUAGAGCCCUUUAGACAUGAAAUAACACCCCUACAGCCACCUUUACACUACUAUUACCCAAUAUAGUCGACAUAGAAGACAUAGAAAAGAUGUUCAUGACCUUCUAAAUAUGUGUAUUAACAUUUAUAGAGCCCUCUAGACAUGAAAUAACACCCCUAUAGCCACCUUUACACUACUAUUACCCAAUAUAGUCGACAUAGAAGACAUAGAAAAGAUGUUUAUGACCUUCUAAAUAUGUGUAUUAACAUCUAUAGAGCCCUUUAGACAUGAAAUAACACCCCUAUAGCCACCUUUACACUACUAUUACCCAAUAUAGUCGACAUAGAAGACAUAGAAAAGAUGUUUAUGACCUUCUAAAUAUGUGUAUUAACAUCUAUAGAGCCCUUUAGACAUGAAAUAACACCCCUAUAGCCACCUUUACACUACUAUUACCCAAUAUAGUCGACAUAGAAGACAUAGAAAAGAUGUUUAUGACCUUCUAAAUAUGUGUAUUAACAUCUAUAGAGCCCUUUAGACAUGAAAUAACACCCCUACAGCCACCUUUACACUACUAUUACCCAAUAUAGUCGACAUAGAAGACAUAGAAAAGAUGUUCAUGACCUUCUAAAUAUGUGUAUUAAUAUUUAUAGAGCCCUCUAGACAUGAAAUAACACCCCUAUAACCACCUUUACACUACUAUUACCCAAUAUAGUCGACAUAGAAGACAUAGAAAAGAUGUUUAUGACCUUCUAAAUAUGUGUAUUAAUAUUUAUAGAGCCCUCUAGACAUGAAAUAACACCCCUAUAGCCACCUUUACACUACUAUUACCCAAUAUAGUCGACAUAGAAGACAUAGAAAAGAUGUUUAUGACCUUCUAAAUAUGUGUAUUAACAUCUAUAGAGCCCUUUAGACAUGAAAUAACACCCCUACAGCCACCUUUACACUACUAUUACCCAAUAUAGUCGACAUAGAAGACAUAGAAAAGAUGUUUAUGACCUUCUAAAUAUGUGUAUUAAUAUUUAUAGAGCCCUCUAGACAUGAAAUAACACCCCUAUAACCACCUUUACACUACUAUUACCCAAUAUAGUCGACAUAGAAGACAUAGAAAAGAUGUUUAUGACCUUCUAAAUAUGUGUAUUAACAUCUAUAGAGCCCUUUAGACAUGAAAUAACACCCCUAUAGCCACCUUUACACUACUAUUACCCAAUAUAGUCGACAUAGAAGACAUAGAAAAGAUGUUUAUGACCUUCUAAAUAUGUGUAUUAACAUCUAUAGAGCCCUUUAGACAUGAAAUAACACCCCUAUAGCCACCUUUACACUACUAUUACCCAAUAUAGUCGACAUAGAAAAUAUGUUUAUGACCUUUUAAAUAUGCUUCCUAACAUGAUUAGGGCCAUCUAGACAUUAAAUAUAAAUCCCCAAUGUAGUAAAAUAAGACAUAAUAAGACAUUGGCCAUAUUCAAUCAUGAAAGAGCAAUGACUUAUUAAUACUAUUUUUCUGAAAAUGCGUGACAGAUGAGUGACAAAAUUUUAGCGUCAAGGCAUUACUGUACCUCCCUUUCCAAAAUGCUUUGUAUAAGGCCUUGAUAACCGAAAGUCGUAUUUAAGGCAUUUAGAGGAGCCACAGGGCCCCUCAAUGACAAGUGAUGACCUCAUUAGGGAUGCCAGGUUGGGGGGUGGGUCUUCGUUGUCCCAGCAGCAUCUGGAGUGCAGGACAGACGUCUGUCAGGUUUAAUCUGAUGGCGGUCACUGAUGCGUCUAAUCUGGUUGAUGGUGCAUUUGAGCCUCACAGCUGUUUCCUCCACACACAAAAAAAACAAAAAAACUCCUGCCAGGAGCUCCACGUCACGUUAGAAACUUUGCUAACAGAAGCGAGAUGCUAACAGUGACGUGAACUUAGUGAAUGGGCUAAGAUGUCGGCGGAGGACCAGCUAAAACUCUGAUCUGUGACCUUCCACAUUCUGUCGGACGUUGUCCUCGUCGUCCACGUCCUCGUCGUGUAUGGCGGCCCGGAGGCGGCUGGCGCCCUCUUUGUGGCAAGCUAACAGAGCAAGAUGGAGCGUCAACAAAGCAAAGAGCUCCAGGCUGCCAUCGUCCCUCGGAUGGUGUGUCUGGGCUCUAAAAAGCGUCCUCCAAGCCUAAACUAAUGGACUACACGUUUGUGAGCUUGUCAUGAAGAAAAUGUGAGUGAGGAUGGAAAGAGAGGAUGAUUUUUUCCUCCGCACCAGCAAAGACUGUCCCGCAAUCUCCCUUCACAUGUUUGAGGACCUCGAGCAGAUCAUCUCACGCCACUACAGAGGGCAGAGUGCAGAGGGAAUAAAGCUUUCCAGGGAUUACUGCAGUCAAACUAUUUCUGGAUCUGCUCGAGGCUGGAAGGGGCAAGCUGCUAGCAUUAGCAUGGAGCACAUCGGCCAGGCCUGAGAUGCUUAAGCUGUUACGCAUUUCACACGGGACUGUUUUGGUGAACAUGGAUGUGAAAUAUCCGUCAAACUGUUGGUGCCGGGAAAGCCACCUCGUCCGGCUUCUGAGCUCCAACCCACCAAUGGCGCUAUGUUACCGCUCUGACUUCAUACACGGAUCGUGUUGUGGUCCGAGGCAUAAUCCAUGUGGCUGACAUGAGGCACCAGGACCAGGACAGACAAAACCUCCAUGAAAUUUGCGUCACGUCCAUCCUGCUGCUGGUUCUGCUGGGGCUGCUUGGUUCAGUCUGCUGCUGUCCCAGCGUCUGCAUCUGUGAUGGGAACACCACCGACUGCUCCGCCCUGGGUCUGACCUCUUUGACACCCCUACUGCCGCUGCUGGACCAGGACACCGAUACCCUGCGCCUGGCCCAGAACAACGUCUCUUUCCUGGCUGCUUCAGACUUCACCAACCUCACCAGCCUGAAGGUGCUGGAUCUUUCCCAAAAUCACUUUUCCACCCUUCAGGCGGGAGUCUUCUCAUGCCUGAGUGGCCUGCGGUGGCUCAAUCUGUCCGGCAACCACCUGGGAACACACGUCGCUACCUCGUGCAACGCUAACUGCAGCAAAGAGCUGGAGCAAAAGCUUAACAGAAGCCGUGGAGGCGUGGGCUUGAGCAAGGAGGUCUUCAAGGGGCUAGAGUGGCUGCACGGUCUUGACCUGUCCUACAACGGCCUCCUCUGGCUACCCGUAGACCUACUGAAUGGACUCCAGAGACUCUCAUGGUUGUCGCUGGCCAGGAAUCGGCUGGCAGUCCUGGAGAGGGGCACCUUUGAGCCACUGGUGGGGCUUCAUCAGCUCCUGCUGGCUGGGAAUCCUUGGGAAUGUGACUGCAAGUUAUGGGACUUCAAGCAUUGGAUGGAGUGGAUGAUCUACAGAGAUGGUUUGGUGGACACGAUGACGUGCAGCUUUCCAAGAAACCUGAUGGGCAGGAACCUCCGCAACGUACCAGCGGAGAUGUUCAACAACUGCCUGCGGAGUGGCGCCAGGGAAGCUACGUUCGGCGGCAGCAUCCGACCUCUCUGUCCACCAGGCCGUGUCAGCAGCAACGACGAGUGCGUGCGCCAGCGCUACCGUCCGGUUAGCGUCCGCCGAGCACACGUGACGCAGAUUGUGGCGGGGGUGGUGUGCAGCACGGUGUGCGUCAUGAUGGUGGUGGCGGCAACGUACGGAUGCAUCUACGCAUCGCUGAUGGCUCGCUUCCAGCGGGAGCUGAAGAACCGAGGGCAGCCUCUGAUGGCCGAGUGCAGAAUGGAUGACCCUGAAGAUGUGCAAUCUCCAACCGAGGUGCCAGAGGAGGCACCGCCGAAAGAAGCCUGUGUGGUCCAUGGGUACCGAAUCAGCAGCUUCUGACUUUUGGCUAAGAGAUACGGGGUUCCAUCCUCGCUGCCGUCACCCAUACCAUCCUCGCUCCCGUCACCCUGUCGCUGUUGUUGUGUCCCUGGGCAAGGCACUUCACACAUCUCACCUCCAGUGAUACCCACACUGGAUUAUGAAUGUUUGUUGGUGAGACGAGCGAAUUGGCAGCCAUGUUUCCGUUAGACUACCCCACGGCAGCUGUGACUACUGAUGUCCACCGGUGUGUGACUGAGGAGUGAAUGAAAAAUGGCUUCACUUCAUUGUGAAGCGGUGGUCGGAGAGGCCAUAUAGGCAGCCAUGUUUCCGUCAGACUACCCCACGGCAGCUGUGACUACCGAUGUACUGUUGAUGUGUGAUUGAGGAAUGAAGGAAAAAUGGCUCCACUUCAUUGCGAAGUGUUUUCGGUGCCUUGAAAAUAAUGAAUAUUUACAUUUUCUUCUUCAAUAAGCUUCAUAAAUGUUCUUUUUGUAAUAUUGUAUUGUAACUUUUUCCCAAACCUAAUUUUCCAAAAAUUGCACUUGUUCUCUAGGUUUAUUCUCGCAAAAUUGCAACAUUCUUUUUUGUUAGAAUACAACUUUUCCUCUUAUUCUUGUAAAAUUAUUAUUUUUAUUUAUUUAUUUGUGCAUUUAAAAAAAAAAAAAAAAUUCCAACUAACUUUCUUCUUUCUUGUAAUUAUGACCUUAUUCCCAUAAUAUUAGAACCUAAUUUUAUAAAAACUACAACUUUAUUUAAUUGUUUUUCUUAUUAUGACCGUUGAAUUUUUUUCUUUAAUAUUUCAACUCUAUGCUACGAAAAUUACAUUAUUUUUCCUCGUAAUAUUACAACUUUAUUCUCGUAAAAUUAAGACUUUAUAUCGCGUUACAAUACAAAUUUUUUCUCUUAGUAUUCUUACUUUAUUCUCAGCUGUUCUUUGUUUUUUAUUUCCAACUACAGUAAACCUCGGAUAUAUCGGAUUCAAUUGUUCCCACUGGUUUUGUCCGAUAUAAGCGAAAUCCUUUAUAUGCGUAUACCGGAAAAUGUCCGUUUUACGCAUAUAUCGGAUUUAUAUCCGGUAUAUGCGUAAAUGGGAUUUUAUCCGUUAUAAAAAGGCACUUCCUUGACUAUGUUUCCAAUGUACCUGGACGCGCAGGCAACGCUGCAAACGCUGCAAAUGACGUCGUAUAGCGGCCUGUCACGAUUCGGCGAAUCGGAGCGCCACGAUGCGGCCAUCCGAUAUAUGCCAGGGAAAUUUCAUGGAAAUGCAUUGGAACGGGACUGGAGAUUUUGUCCGAAAUAGGCGAAAUCCGUUAUAAAAAAUCCGAUAUAUGCAAUGAAUUUUUAUUGGAAAUGCAUUACAGAAAAAUCGCUUCUUUUUUAUCUGUCCGUUGUGAGCGAAUUUCCGAUAUAUCCGAGUCCGAUAUAUCCGAGGUUUACUGUAUUUCCACUUUUUUAAUGUAAAUUGUCUUCUUGUAAUUCUGACUUUAUUCCCAUAAUAUAAUGUUACCAAUAUAUAAUAGACUCUGAACUACUCCAACAUGUGUACUUCAAUGACUGCCCGUGCCCUGUGGGAAACACACCUAAAGUACUCUUCACUCAUAAUGACUGUGUUAAUAAAGU
This is a messenger RNA of Doryrhamphus excisus (bluestripe pipefish), 6643 nucleotides long. The record is from RefSeq and is a predicted model, not a curated record. Lineage: Eukaryota; Metazoa; Chordata; Actinopteri; Syngnathiformes; Syngnathidae.